Symbiodinium pilosum is the source of this 2984-nucleotide messenger RNA. NCBI's taxonomy places the organism in Eukaryota, Dinophyceae, Suessiales, Symbiodiniaceae. The record is from the annotation of a GenBank genome assembly.
GCGCCUUACUGAAGAGCGACCCCAGCCGGGGACUCAGCGAGGCCAAAGCAGAGGCGAGGCUGAAGAAGGAUGGCCCUAACCAGCUUCAGCAAGAGCCCCGGUUGGGGCUCUUCAUGCUCUUUGUCCUCCAGCUGACCAGUUUCAUCAUUAUCCUGCUCAUCAUAGCUGCUAUUGCUUCCAUUGUCGUAAAUGCCACGAAUGAGGGCAAGCGGGAUGAGAUCUUGUCCUACACAACUGGCAUGGCGAUCUUUAUUUUGGUCCUUUUGAACGCUGGCAUCGCAGCGUAUACGGAGCAUCAAGCAGGCAAUGCCCUCGAUGCCUUGGCCAAGCUCUCACAGCCAGAGGUGUCGGUGCUUCGCGGCGGCGAGGUGAUGAGCAUACCGACUGUGGAUGUUGUGAAGGGGGACAUUGUUCUGCUGGAGACCGGCGAUGUUGUGCCCGCGGACCUGAGGCUCCUUGAAGCAGCAGACGUGAAAGUUGAUGAGAAGGCAUUAACGGGGGAGCCCGAUGACGUGUCGAAGAACACGAAGAUCAAGGAACAGACAAAGCUGACGCCCGAGAACAUGGUCUUUUCUGGAUGCCCUGUGGCCAGUGGCAAGUGUAAAGGUAUUGUUGUAGCCACUGGUAUGAACACGCGCAUCGGCGAGAUCGCCAAGAUGAUGGCAAGCCAGGAUGACAAGGCGGGCGGCGGGCCCUGCGAUUGUCUUCCCACCUCGGCUGAAAACAAGACACCCCUUCAGGAGAAUGUCGAGCGAUUGGGUGCACGCAUCGGUGUGUUGGCCAUCGUGGUGUGCAUUGUGGUGUUCAUCAUCGGGCUUCUGAUUGGCACAAAGGAUCCCGAAUUCCCAGAAAGCCCCAGCUGGGUCUACAUGAUCCUCAUUGCUGUAACGCUUGCUGUGGCUGCUAUUCCAGAAGGAAUUCCUCUUUGCGUCACGAUCUCCUUGGCAAUAGGCUGCCAAGAAAUGGUGGAGAAAAAUGUGCAGGUGCGCAAGAUCGCAGCAGUUGAAACGCUGGGCUCAGCUUCGGUAAUUUGCAGCGACAAGACCGGCACGCUGACUGAAGGCAAGAUGACCAUGACCAAGAUGUGGUCGUGCGGUGUAGACUAUAACAUUACCGGCCAGGGCUUUGAUCCGACCAAUGGUCAAGUGCAACGUGUCGGCAUGCUCCUGCCACAUGGGGUGAACUCUAACCGUGACCUGGGAGUUCGCAGCACUUUGCUCUCCGCUUUGCUGUGUAGCGACACGGUGCUGUUUUUGGCAGAGGACCCAGACACAGGUGAGACCACGUGGCAGUACCGCGGGAACUCUUCUGAGGCUCCCAUCGUUGUGGCCGCCCGCAAGAUCGGGCUGCCGGAAGACAUUGCCGGUAGCUACCGCCGCAUUGUGAACAUCCCCUUCUCAUCGGCAAGGAAGAUGAUGCUCACGGUCUCAGAUGUCACGGGCCGGACCAGCAUCUGUGAGGGAGGAAUGCCCUUGCCUCGCGGCACCACCUGUUUCACUGUUUGCAAAGGAGCUCCAAACUGGGUCAUUCAAAGCUGCACGAGCAUUCUCCGAGAGGAUGGGGCGGUGCUUCCUUUGAGUGAGGAGGAGAAGGCGCGCAUCAACGCAGGAGUGGUGGAUGCCUACUCAGACCAGGCGCUUCGCGUUCUGGCUGUUGCUGUGGGCUUCAGAGCAGAGCCCCCAGCCCAGCUGGAGAGCGACGACGUGCCCUUGGACGAGAAGUUCAAGAUGCUGCGGUCCAACUUGACGCUGGUAGGCAUGGUGGCUUCACUGGACCCAGAUCGUGAAGGCGUCCGGGAGUCGGUCCUCGCUGCGCGGGAGGCUGGCAUCCGCGUGGUCAUGAUCACGGGUGACUAUCUCAAAACAGCCACGGCCAUAGCCAGGCGUGUGGAGAUUCUUCGGCCGGAGGAUAACAUCGCUGAAGCAGCUGUAGAUUGCAACUCCCUGCGGCCCAACGGCGAUAUCUACGUGCCGGAAGACCAGAUGGAUGAUAUCACAAGCCGGGUCCGCGUCUUCGCGCGUGCGAAGCCGGCGGACAAGCUGGAGAUUGUGAAAUCCCUUCAAAGACAAGGGCUUGUCUGCGCCAUGACCGGCGACGGGGUCAACGACGCCCCGGCGCUGAACGAGGCCAACAUCGGCGUAGCCAUGGGCAUCCAGGGCACGGAGGUGGCGAAGGGUGCUGCCGAGAUGAUUUUGACGGAUGAUAACUUCACCUCCAUAGUGAAGGCGGUUGAGAAGGGACGCUCCAUCUAUGCAGGAAUCCAGAAGUUUGUUGCCUUCAUCAUGUCCGUGCACAUUGCUGAAGUCAUCCAGAUCUUCUUCUGCGUGGUGGUCUCCAUGCCGCUCAUGCGUACGCCUCUCCAGAUCCUCUUCUUGAUUCUGGUGACCGAUCUGCCACCAUCCAUUGCGCUCGGCAUGGAGCCAGGUGAGAGGAAUAUCCUUCAGCAGCCGCCCAGGCCCAAGAACGAACCCAUUGUGCUCGGCUGGAUGUGGGUGAGCAUCCUGCUGAAUGGCUUUGUGCUUUCGGUGGUGAUCAUUGCAGUUUACACAAUCGCGCUCCACCACUACCUUGGCGUGGUGUUUCUGGAGGACAUCUUAAAGGCCAAGGAAGACAAAGGAGAAUCGCAGGGAGAGGUGGAUGAUCAGCUGGCAAAGGCAAGAACCGUUGCCUUCAUAUCCCUGGUAUUCUGUGAGAAUGUCCGCGCGUACAUCUGCCGAUCCUUCAGUCAGCCGGUGUGGGUGGACCUCUGCACGAACCCAGUGAUGCAGAGGGCUGUUUUAGUGGCCCAGGUUGCGAUGCUCUGUGCAGUCCUCAUCCCCUUCUUUUCCGACCAGAUUCUUGGCCUGGACGGCCUCCAUAUUGGCUUGUGGGGCUGGCUCUUCUCGUUGACAGGACCUGCAGCUACGCUGGUGCUGUGCGAGCUAAGCAAGCUGCUGACCAAGUGGCAGAUGAAGCGCUAUCAAAGACAGGCGCGGUUCUGGUGA